Molecule: messenger RNA, 2064 nt
Organism: Artibeus jamaicensis (Jamaican fruit-eating bat)
Lineage: Eukaryota; Metazoa; Chordata; Mammalia; Chiroptera; Phyllostomidae
Product: pancreatic alpha-amylase
Exons: 12
Coding region: 490-2028 (512 amino acids)
Biological process (GO): carbohydrate metabolic process
Molecular function (GO): cation binding; alpha-amylase activity
Source: RefSeq, a predicted model, not a curated record
GAGGACAUUGAGAAAAGGCAGUCAGGCAAAGAGAAAGCAAAUUGUUACUGUGCAAUCAAAAGCCAUGGUGGGGCUGCAAGCGAGGGUGGCGAGGGAGGCGGACUAAGCUGACCUCAUUGUGAAGCUCUGGUUAGACUUUGUACGAAUCAGAUUCAGAGAAUGCAAGACCUGCUGGAAGGAAGAGGAUUACAGCAAAUCUGUGAAGUCUUACAUUCAGCUCCCCCCCACCCCACCUAAUUGAAGAGAAAGAACACUUUAAAACUUUAUAAUUGAAAAAGACUGAACUGAAGUUUUGAGAGAUUGCCAACUGAAAGAAGUGGAGGUGUCUAUUUUAGGUUUGUUGGCAAGUGAAGUUGCAGCUCCCAGCAGGACAAAAUGUACUGUUUAUAUUUGAAAUGCAUCUGAACCGUCACUUGAAGUCUUUCUCUCGUGUCAGAAACCUGGAGUAUAAAUAGCCGCUGGAAAGAACACAGACACCUUCAAAGCAAAAUGAAGUUCCUUCUCUUGCUUUCCGCCAUUGGGCUCUGCUGGGCACAGUACAACCCGAAUACCAAGGCUGGACGGACCUCCAUCGUUCAUCUGUUCGAGUGGCGUUGGGUUGACAUUGCCCUUGAAUGUGAGCGAUACUUGGCUCCCAAAGGAUUUGGAGGAGUUCAGAUCUCUCCACCCAAUGAAAAUGCUGUCAUUAAUCAACCUUCGAGGCCGUGGUGGGAACGGUACCAACCAAUCAGCUACAAGUUAUGCACUAGAUCAGGAAACGAAGACGAAUUCAGAGACAUGGUCACUCGAUGUAACAAUGUUGGUGUCCGUGUCUACGUGGACGCUGUGAUCAACCACAUGUGUGGGAACGGCGUGGCUGCGGGGACCAGCAGCACGUGUGGGAGCUACUUCAACCCUGGAACCAGGGACUUCCCCGCAGUGCCCUUCUCUGGGUGGGACUUCAAUGACGGCAAGUGCAGAACUAGCAGUGGGGACAUCGAGAACUACAAUGAUCUCUACCAGGUCAGAGACUGCCGUCUGUCAGGUCUACUUGAUCUCGCGCUGGAGAAAGACUAUGUGCGCUCCAAGAUUGCUGAGUACCUCAACCACCUCAUUGACAUCGGCGUGGCAGGGUUCAGGAUAGACGCUUCCAAGCACAUGUGGCCCGGAGACAUGAAGGCCGUGUUGGAUCAGCUGCAUCACCUGAACACAACCUGGUUCCCGGAAGGCAGUAAACCCUUCAUUUACCAGGAGGUAAUCGAUCUGGGUGGUGAGCCCAUCAAAAGCAGCGAGUACUUUGAGAAUGGCCGCGUGACGGAAUUCAAGUACGGCGCAAAGCUGGGCACGGUUCUGCGCAAGUGGGAUGGAGAGAAGAUGGCCUACUUGAAGAACUGGGGAGAGGGCUGGGGCUUCGUGCCCUCCGACCGGGCGCUCGUCUUCGUGGACAACCACGACAACCAGCGGGGACACGGGGCCGGGGGGGCCUCCAUCCUCACCUUCUGGGACUCGCGACUGUACAAAAUGGGCGUGGGCUUCAUGCUCGCCCACCCUUACGGGUUCGCACGAGUGAUGUCGAGCUUCCGCUGGCCCAGGUAUUUCGAGAACGGAAAAGAUGUUAACGAUUGGAUCGGUCCACCAAAUAAUAAUGGAGUAAUUAAAGAAGUGACUAUUAAUCCGGACACCACCUGUGGCAAUGACUGGGUCUGUGAGCACCGUUGGCGUCAGAUCAGGAACAUGGUGAUGUUUCGCAACGUCGUCGAUGGCCAGCCGUUUACAAAUUGGUGGGACAACGGCAGCAACCAGGUAGCGUUCGGCAGAGGCAACAGAGGGUUCAUCGUCUUUAACAAUGACGACUGGCCAUUGUCUAUGACGUUGCAAACGGGCCUUCCCGCUGGCACAUACUGUGAUGUUAUUUCUGGAGAUAAAGUCGCUGACGACCAGUGCACGGGAAUUGAAGUCUAUGUUUCUGGGGAUGGCAACGCCUACUUUUCCAUCAGUAACUCUGCUGAAGAUCCAUUUAUCGCCAUUCACGCUGAAUCCAAAUUAUGAAAUUUGAAUUAAACACAUAUAUACCCAGAGAAAUAA